Messenger RNA from Saccoglossus kowalevskii, 534 nucleotides. RefSeq lists its product as uncharacterized. NCBI's taxonomy places the organism in Eukaryota, Metazoa, Hemichordata, Enteropneusta, Harrimaniidae. The record is from RefSeq and is a predicted model, not a curated record.
AUGUCAUCAUCAUUUCAAUCUCGUCCAUGGGAACGAGUGGGAAUGGACCUCUUUCAAUACAAAUCCAGAGUAUACAUAAUAGUGGUAGAUUACUACUCUCGAUGUGUGGAAAUAAAGAAACUAUCAACGUUAACAUCCGAGAGCGUGAUCACUUCACUGAAAGAGAUGUUCACUGAACAUGGAAUACCUGAGAUUGCAAUGUCUGAUAACGGACCACAAUUUAGCUCAGAAUUUUUCAGUCAGUUUGCAGCAAUAUAUAGAUUUGUCCACAUAACCAGUUCACCCAGAUAUCCACGAUCCAAUGGUGAAGCUGAAAGAGCAGUACAAACUGUCAAAGAUCUGCUCAAGAAAAAUGAAGAUCCAUACCUCGCUCUUCUCUCCUACAGAACCACACCACUACAAAAUAAUCUUGCGCCAAGUCAGCUACUGAUGGGAAGGCUACUACGCACACAACUACCAAUGCUCCCAAAUACUCUACAAGCACGACUUCGCAAUGAAGAUCUUGAGGAAGUAAAAGAGAGUGAAGACAUCUAA